CCCUUGGCGAACUCGGCGCCCCGCAGCUGGGCGCCCAUCCCGAGCGGCAGGGGUCGAGGGGCCGCCCGGGCUCCCCGGGAAGCGGGGCAGCACCUGGGCUGCUCGCUGGGACACCCUCAUCACGCAGCGACCUACAGGUGACCUUCAGGCCUAGAUAAUGCCCAGGGGUGAGCUGUCCUGAGCCGCUGUGUUCCAGCUACCUGUCCACGCACACCCCACGCAGCCUGCAGCUCCUCCUACCAUGGAGUCCCGGGGGAAGCCGACCAGCAGCCCCAAGCCCGACACCAAGGCCCCCCAGGCUGCUGCUGAGCCCAGAGCCCCGCCAGCUGCAGAUGGGAAAGCCCCCUCCGCUAAGCCCGGGAAGAAGGAGGCCCAAGCAGAGAAGCAAGAGCCUGCGGCGGCCCCCACCCCACCAACUGCCAAGAAGACCCCAGCCAAGGCUGACCCCACCCUCCUCAAUAACCACAGCAACCUGAAGCCGGCCCCGGCAGCCCCCAGCAGCCCCGAAGCCACCCCCGAGCCCAAGGGCCCCGGGGACGGGGCCGAGGAGGAGGAAGCCCCCAGCGGUGGCCCCGGGGGCCGAGGCCCUUGCCCCUUUGAGAACUUGACGCCCUUGCUGGUGGCGGGGGGUGUGGCCGUGGCAGCCAUGGCACUAAUCCUAGGUGUGGCCUUCCUGGCCCGGAAAAAAUGAUGGCCGGUGCCCAGGUGGGGGCAGAGCCACUCUGUACAGACCUCAGGAGCGUAGUGCAUGCCCAGCUCACGCAGCUACUAGACGUCCCUACCUGUGUAACACAUAUAUGCGCAGCCCCCACACACGCGCAGGCACCGACACGGACCGGCCCCUGCAAUGGAAAGCAAGCCCCCUCGAGGCCCCCAGCACUUCCCCUCCCCGUCCCGGGCAGACGUCCCUGCUGGGGCCGUGGUCCGGGGGCGGUGGGGGCAGCGGCCCUCCGGUGCAGCCUGCCCGCCCGCCAGCCGCAGCCGUGUCCCCCCUGGACACACUCCCGAGCGCCCGCCGGCCCCGAGAGAGGCCCCGGUGGUCCUGUGCGCUCCCUGGCAGCGGGGUGCGGACGGGUCCCCAGGGCACAGGCCUAGCCCGUGUGGGGACAUUAAAGGGUAUGGCUGUUUCACUCUCCCCAUUUCUGCUCUUUGUUUGUAGCUGGGCCGGGCCGGGGGUCCACGUGUGUACGCCCGGCGCCAGGCGACUGAGCCAAGGCCACGCAGCGGCCGAGCUUCUGUGCCCCCCCGCCCAUCGCCUGUGCCCCAGCCAGGCCCAGCUUGUGCCCCGGGGGGCAGCGGAGGGCUGCCCAGCCCAGCCCCCCGCCCCACUGCACCCUUUGAGUCUCACUAGCGUAUACAUGCAAUAACCCGUAGAGUAGAGCUGCUUGGAGGGGGCCCGGCACCCAUGGGCACCAGCCCGCUGGGCCUGCAGGGACACUGCGCCGUGCAGCCCUCGGUGCGGUGGCAGCGGGCGCGGGCACGGGGGGAGCCUGGCCAGCCGGCCGCUGAGACCCCGGGCCUGAGCGCAGGCCGAGUCUGAAAUAAACUAUGUUGUGUAA
This is a messenger RNA of Canis lupus familiaris (dog), 1559 nucleotides long. RefSeq names its product cell cycle exit and neuronal differentiation 1 (gene CEND1). Lineage: Eukaryota; Metazoa; Chordata; Mammalia; Carnivora; Canidae. Gene Ontology annotation, biological process: radial glia guided migration of cerebellar granule cell; cerebellar granular layer maturation; cerebellar Purkinje cell differentiation. The record is from RefSeq and is a predicted model, not a curated record. The transcript is spliced from 2 exons. Bases 242 to 691 code for a protein of 149 amino acids.